AUGAAGCUGGCAUUGGUUUAUUCUCUGCUGUCUCUUCUGGCAGGGUACAGCUGGGCAGACACUCGGACCAUCGGGGCAGAGGAAUGCCGCCCCAACUCGCAGCCCUGGCAGGCAGGCCUCUUCUUCUUCACCUACCUCUUCUGCGGGGCGUCCCUUAUCAGUGACCGCUGGCUGCUCACAGCCGCCCACUGCCGCACGCGGUACCUGUGGGUUCGCCUUGGGGAGCACCACCUCUGGAAGUGGGAGGGUCCAGAGCAGCUGUUCCGGGUCACAGACUUCUUCCCUCACCCUGGGUUCAACAAAGACCUCAGCGCCCAAGACCACAAUGAUGAUAUCAUGCUAAUCCGCCUGCCCAGGAAAGCACGCCUGGGUCCUGCUGUGAAACCCCUCAACAUCAGUGAGAACUGUGUCUCCCCAGGCACCCAGUGCCUCAUCUCAGGCUGGGGGGCUGUGUCCAGCCCAGAAGCGGAGUACCCAAAGACCCUGCAGUGUGCCAACAUCAGCAUCCUGGAGCCCACACUCUGCCAUCUGGCAUACCCAGGCCACAUCUCUGACAGCAUGCUGUGUGCUGGCCUGUGGAAGGGCGGCCGCGGCUCCUGCAAGGGUGACUCUGGGGGCCCCCUGGUUUGUAACGAGACCCUGGCCGGAGUGGUAUCCGGGGGCGCAGAGCCCUGCUCCAAACCCCGGCGCCCCUCCGUCUAUACCAGCGUAUGCCACUACGUGGACUGGAUCCGAAAAACCAUGGAGGAAAAUUGA
Messenger RNA from Trichechus manatus latirostris (Florida manatee), 756 nucleotides. Its product is annotated as kallikrein-9. Gene Ontology annotation, biological process: proteolysis. The coding region runs from base 1 to 756 and encodes 251 amino acids. NCBI's taxonomy places the organism in Eukaryota, Metazoa, Chordata, Mammalia, Sirenia, Trichechidae. The transcript has 5 exons. Gene Ontology annotation, molecular function: serine-type endopeptidase activity. The record is from RefSeq and is a predicted model, not a curated record. Gene Ontology annotation, cellular component: secretory granule.